Aegilops tauschii subsp. strangulata is the source of this 1715-nucleotide messenger RNA. RefSeq lists its product as uncharacterized. The record is from RefSeq and is a predicted model, not a curated record. NCBI's taxonomy places the organism in Eukaryota, Viridiplantae, Streptophyta, Magnoliopsida, Poales, Poaceae.
AACGACGGUCUCGGAGGCACUAUCCGCAAACAAAGUCCAAACCAUUCGCCUCCGCACCGCCGGCUGCACACUCGCCGAGCAGCCGCUCACCGAUCGAGAGCAUGCAGCCGCCGUGCCUGGGCGCGUGCGGGGGCAGCCCCGCCGUCCUGGGCCCCGGCGCCCACCGCCACCGCCCCUCCACCUCUACUAGGGCUACCGUCCGGUGCGCUGCUCGUGGCGGGAAGGCGUCGUCGAGGGGGAAGGAGAACGUCUGGAGCGUAGACAACGAACGCGCCGCCGAGCAGAAGGCUCGGUCCCAGAAGAACCACCGCGGGCGCAGGCGCCCGGGCGGCCGCAGCAGGGCGCCCCCGCCGCCGGGGAGGAGGAAGGAGAAUGACGCGGGCACGAGAGUUCUGGUCUCCGGAGCCAUGCUGGUGGAGGUCGAGACCGUGCUCCAGACCCAGGAAUCUGUUUUAAGGCCUUCCUGGGAUACAUUUGCGAGUAGCUUAAGUGGCGUAUGGAAGGGUGUCGGAGCUGUGUUCUCGCCAAUCACAGCAGAGAUGGAACCUGUUGGACUAGGAAGCAAACAGGAGUAUCUUUAUGAUUGCUACACCCUUUCUCUCAUUGAGAAGUCGUAUGAUAGUGGUCAUGGAACUGAGAUCCGAAGGAAGACAAAUUGGGUGCAACUCAAUCCUCAUGGGGAAGCUGAGAAGCAGAGUGCCAGCGAUGAUGAAUGGAAUCAUGGUAGCUCAAGUGGGACUGUUGAUUUACCUGCACAUGAAUAUUUUGAUCUUAAAAGGAGCGAUGUACUUGAUGAAGAUGUUAUGAUUGAAGAACCGGGGAUUGUAUUUUUCGAGGAUGGAUCAUACUCUAGAGGUCCACUUGAUAUAGAAAUCGGCGAAUAUGAUGAAUCUAAAUACUUCCUUUCACCAACGUAUCAGUUUGAGCAAAGUCUGGUCAAAGGAUGCCACAAAAGACUGCGUAUUGUGCAUACCAUUGAAUUUAAUGAAGGAGGAGCGAAUAUACAAACUGUAAGGGUUGCUGUGUAUGAAGAAAAAUGGGCUAGCCCAGCAAAUAUCCAUGUUGAAGAUAAUACCCCUGUUGACGUCAGUCCUUUCUCUCAAAGAAAGCGGACGAAACCAUCAGAACUGACAGGCCCCUGGAAAGUAUAUGAAGUCAGUGCAACACCAAUUUUCAGUGAGAAAGUGAAAGAAAUAGAGGGUGGAGCUGCCUUUGUAUACCUGUGCAUGGAGACCAUGAAGAAGAGAAGCUUGCCAGAGAGCUCUGUUUUCUUUGGGGAGGAGGAGAUGCUCGAUAUGCAAGACGUGACUAUACUUUGGUUGCCUGGAGGCGUCACCGCCUAUGUUGACGUAGAUAAAGACGGUAUACUCUGCAUCGGAGUUAGUUGGUACUCGGAGGAAGGGAUUAAUCUGGUGAUGGAGCGAGACUAUGGAACUGACGGGAAGCUCAGGGAGGUUCGGAUGAAAACUGAAAUCAAGCGCAGGUGGAAUCAACCAGUCCCACCGUAGUUCAAAGAAUCCGUUACAUUUUCCCUUUAAGCUUUCUGUUUGUAUUGACAUCUGUUUCUUGAUAGUAACAGAGGUAGUAGUACUUAGGAGCAAUAAUGUCUAUGGAUGUGUGAGUUCAAAUAUAAAAUAGUGCUCCAGUUGAUGUACAUCAUAGAUCGGUUGUAAAACCUUUUGCCUCUGUUGAAUGCGCAGGCUUCGGUUUCAUCA